Phanerochaete carnosa HHB-10118-sp is the source of this 183-nucleotide messenger RNA. RefSeq lists its product as uncharacterized. The annotation marks the transcript as partial. The transcript has a single exon. Lineage: Eukaryota; Fungi; Basidiomycota; Agaricomycetes; Polyporales; Phanerochaetaceae. The record is from RefSeq and is a predicted model, not a curated record.
GUUAUACAACAAAGGCAAAGAGGUUCCUAUCUCUUAGCUGAACUGGAUGGGACCUCUUGUAAGCAGGCUAUUGCAGCCUUUCAUAUAGUUCCUUACAUUUCUAGGAGUACUGUACUUUUACGACCAUACCAGGUGAAAGUGCCCAAAAUGAGUUUUUCUGGCAACUCACCAAAAUUGCCAUAA